Molecule: messenger RNA, 3566 nt
Organism: Paramacrobiotus metropolitanus
Lineage: Eukaryota; Metazoa; Tardigrada; Eutardigrada; Parachela; Macrobiotidae
Product: mitogen-activated protein kinase kinase kinase 21-like
Exons: 5
Coding region: 288-3302 (1004 amino acids)
Biological process (GO): protein phosphorylation
Molecular function (GO): JUN kinase kinase kinase activity; ATP binding
Source: RefSeq, a predicted model, not a curated record
GCCUGAACAAGUGUUCAGUACAAAUCGAUAACUGCACGGGGAAGGGAUACAAAAACAAGGAAUACUAUCGAGCUAGUUGCGUAUUUUGGUCUGCUGUAAUUACGCACAACCGUAAUACCGUGCGCGCGCAGCUUAGCCAGCAUCACACAACGAAGGAUAUCUUUUUCCUUGAAUAUUAUUCCAGUGUUGAUAUCAUCUUUUCCCACACUUUUCUGCGUGUGACUGUGAUAACUGUAAACAUGCUUUUGAGACGAUUGUGACAGUAACGUUUUCAAGAGAAAUUGCACAUGUGGGUGUAUACAAUGUGGUCGGGAUUUUUCGGAAGCCGAACUCGAUCACCCUGUAAUAACCGGGAUGGAUGUGGUACCUUUUCGCCAGAUGCAUCGUCUGUGAAGAAGGAUACCAUCGUAUCAGUGCGACCCAACUUCUGGAGCCCAGCUCAAGUGGAAACCGCCGUGGCUAGCAGCGUUGCACCGGUAGCCCAGCAGGAUGUCUCCAGCUCCAGAAACGGCUCGCCACUGACCGAGCCUGAAAGCGAUCUCCGCCCCGAAACGUCCUCUUCCGGAACCCAUUUCUUUCCGUCUUUCAGUCUUGAGCACUGCCGUAAAUUAUCCAGUAAUAUUGACUUUUUUCGUGCAUUUCCGAAACGACCGCACACGAUUCCGGUCAGUAUGGGCGAAGCGUCUCCGGAGCUCUCCUUACAGGGAAUUAACGGGGCUACAUUGUCGGAAAAGCCUAAUCACAAUGCAGCAGAAGAAACACUGUCACCAUCCCAAAUAAUUCUUACCGGCAUGAAUGUAUCGACCACAACUGUUACGCAAACUUCCGUAAUGCAAACUGUAAAUGCACCGGCCGACAAAAUAUCGUCCACUUCUCCCGGAUCCAUUCAGUUGCCCAGCACUAGUCGGGAAGAUGCGAGUGGAUAUCAUGGAUGGUUCCGGCAUGCAUGGGAAGCAUCGAUAUCAUGCAUCACUCCAAUUGUUUCAAAAUGGCCUCUCAUUGCAAAACAAAAGGCCAGCCAAGAUCCUUGGGAAAUACCAUUCGAACGGAUCCAAGAUCUUCAGUGGCUUGGAAGUGGGGCACAAGGAGCAGUAUUUCUUGGCAAAUAUAACGGCCAACCAGUGGCAGUCAAGAAAGUCAAGUCGCUUGCGGAAGUAGAGGACGUCAAACCACUCCGUAAACUCAGCCAUGUCAACUUGGUGGCUUUUAAAGGCGUUUGCACCCAACCUCCUUGUUAUUGUUUGGUAAUGGAGUAUUGCCAGUAUGGACCAUUGUACGAUCUGAUUCAGGAGGAUAAAAGAAUUCCACCUCCAUUAGUUGCUGUCUGGUCGCAUCAAAUUGCCUGCGGCAUGCAGUAUCUUCAUAUGAACAAGAUUAUUCACCGUGACCUUAAAUCACCAAACGUUUUGGUAUGCGAUACCCAUUUGGUUAAGAUCUCCGAUUUCGGUACGAUGCGGCCUUGGGCGGAAGACCAGAAGAGCAUGCAGAUGUCAUUCGCCGGUACUGUAGCAUGGAUGGCCCCUGAAGUCAUUCGCAAUGAGCCGUGCACGGAGAAAAUCGAUAUCUGGGCGUACGGCGUCAUCUUAUGGGAACUGCUGGUCGGUCUGCAUCCCUAUCCGGGCUUGGAUUCGACAUCCAUAAUAUGGGGCGUCGGAAGUGAGAAGCUCCUCGGUCUACCAAUUCCGCCAUCCAUGCCAGACGGUUUCCGACUGCUGCUGACGCAGUGCUGGGCAAACAAACCACGCAAUCGUCCAUCGUUUCACCACAUUCUUCUGCAUCUGCAAAUUGCAGCCGGCGAGCUGACUAACAUGCCCGAAGCAGCGUUCUAUAAUUCACAGCAGGAUUGGAGAGAUCUUGUCCAUACCGAAAUAAAAAAUUUUCGAAUAAAGAGCAGUCAAAGCUCCGCGUUUACUAAGCAGAAAAAUCAGCAGCAGCGCCGACGGAAGCGCAACGAAGCGAUGAUGGCGGACGGGUUUGUCGAAGAACUGUACACGCUGCACAAACGCCGACAGGAAGAACUGAAACAUGCCGAAGAGAUUCGCAUCCACUAUGAGAAGAAACUGGAGAGGAUUAAUAAGCUCUAUCUGGAUUUGACUACCUGUUCGCUGCAACUGGAGCAGCGCGAGCGAGAUGUCCGCAAACGAGAAAAACUGGUGGAGAAGAUUCUAGGCAAGCCGUUGCCGGGACCAACCGAACGGAAAUCUCGCAAGCGCAUAUUCGAAUCGGUUAAAAAAGCCGGCUUGGAGCUGAUCAAUCCCCGCACGUCGGCCAGUUUAGAAACCACCCGUCAAGUGACCAUUACGCAAAUUAAAAGCACGGGCAAAUCAGCUACGCUGCCGAUGGAUUACGCAAUUUGGACCGCCGAAGAAAGUUCGGAAGUGUUGACCGAUACCGAGCACAACGAGGAAGACCACGGUGAGGAUGCAGAGGAAGCGGAAAAUGAAGAUGGGGAAAAUAAAACGGAAAGGACCAACCGCCCACCGCCGCUGACAUUAAAAACCGAUUCCAUUGACCCGGUCAGUUCACUGCGAUCCACCGAAAAGAACCAUCCAAAGUUAAGUCCGGAUCUAUGUAAAGGCCUACCGAAGCGGACGCCAUCCGACACACUGGGCCACGUGUUCCGCUUGUCCAUGCGGAAGGAUCGCUCGUGUCAGUGUAAUCUGUACGAAGAAGCACUGAACGGCCGAGCGUCGUCGUUCGAUAAAGGUCCCCUUAAUUCCCUCCGUUGUGAAGAUGUUAUGGAAACUUCCACAGAGUCGGAAAUGUACUCCACUCCGCCGGUUCCCCUUUUAGCUGCUAAUUCUUCAAUGGCCUCACAUUCUGAUUACCGCGCACAAACGCCCGCUUCGCGAUCGUCCUCCAGCAGCUCCGAAAUGGAUCCCAAUGACAGCGAAGAGGAACCGGAUCCCAGUUUGAACGAUCUGUCCGACAGCGAUUGUGACAGCAAGGAAAAUGAUGAUGCCUUUCUGGAUGAUGUUGGGUUUGAUCGGCAUUCGGUUUUCGAUUCCAGCGAAUAUCUGCACGAGCACGCCCAUCAGCCGACCGGCUUGCACAGGGGCAUACUGAUGCAUCGGUCACGAGAAAUGGAAAGGUCACGUUCGACUUCUUCCCAACAAGACACGGUGACUCUGACUAUGCACCAGUCUACGCCCAAUUUAAAGGAUGCAGUAUCCAUCUCAGAGUCUCUCGAUGACCACGUGGUCAACCAUGAAAGGCGAGCCAGUUCCAGUGAAGUGGAACGAUCCGAUGUGGGACCCAAGAGAUUUGUUUUUGCCCACAGUAUGCCCGAAAGUCAAGUGUGAUUUAUGUAUUUCCUUCGAAAAUUACCUUUAUUAGAUACUCACGUUCCUACCUUACAAACGAGUAUUUUUUACAUUUUCCAAUAUAAAAGUUUUACUUGUUGAUCUCCUCGCGUUUUCGCGUUAGGAUUUUCUGGCGUUUUGUGAAACGUCUGAUGAUUCAUGGUUGCACGUACUUCCCCAAGUACGCGAUACUUUCCGAAAUUACGCUUUUUAUUGUUGCACAGUUUUGGAGUAAUAUUGUUUCGUUGAGCAAAUAAUAAAGUU